Molecule: messenger RNA, 730 nt
Organism: Schistosoma curassoni
Lineage: Eukaryota; Metazoa; Platyhelminthes; Trematoda; Strigeidida; Schistosomatidae
Source: the annotation of a GenBank genome assembly
GAACGACAUUUGGUCGAUUAUUUGUGAAUUACGAAUAAAUUUGGUAUCUAAAUUGGAACUUGGUUCUGUUGUUAAUUUGGGUUCGUAAUUUGCAAGUAGAUCGAUAGUCCGUACUUCAAUAACUGGAACGAGCAAAACUUGGACGUAACAUAAAGUUCUUCAAUUAUUGGUUCUGUGUUCAUACCUUGGAUUUGUCUGGAUAUUUUGGGUGCAGAUUCCUGGUCGAUUUCGUUUAGAUUAAUUCAGAAUUGUUUUGGUAAUCGAUUUCUUUGGAACAAUCAAUACGAUGGAAACGCGGAGCAAAAGGCUGAAGGAAAAUGACAAAAUGGAUGGUAAAAUUCCUAAUGCUGUUUGUGGUAUGUCUGAUGAAAAUGACAAAAUGGAUGGUAAAAUUCCUAAUGCUGUUUGUGGUAUGUCUGAUGUUAAUGAUGAUAAAUGUGAUGAUGUUAGUCUUAAUAGUAUGUCCUCUAGCCAGCUAAGUAUUUCUAGAUUAAAGUUAGAUAAAGCAUUACUGAGGAAAAGGGAUUUAGAGAAGAGACUUGAGUUAGAACGGCAACUUAAGAUGUUAGAUCUACAAGAAGAGGUUGAUAUCGCUGAACUAGAAUGCAAGGCCAUCGAGGACGACGAACGAUUACCCGUAGAUAAAUGUGGGAUAAAUGCUAAAGUGGAAAAUUAUUUGGAUUGUGAUACUGGGUGUAAUAAUCACUCAGGGGAGGUAUGUAACAUCUGA